UAAUUAUUGUAACCUAUUAAAAGAAAUGAUCAUCACGGCUCAUGAGUCCACUCCGACCAAACAUACUUAAUUUAGCAUUCAUAAUCCAACGUUGAUCUUCUGCUAUAUAAGUAGUGUUCACCUUUUUUUAUUUUUUUUUUACACUGAAAUGUUUUGAUAGAAUGUUAUUUAUGUCGUGAAGAAGCAAUCGGUGGCUUAAUAUUAUUAUUAUCUCAAAAAGUUUCUGGAGAGUUAAAAAGAAAAACUCAUCCACGAUGGAGUUUUCUUCACCGGCACAACGUCGUCUCCAGACCCUCCGCUCUCACCUUGAUUCUUCUCAGGCUGAUGAUCAACUCUCUCUCUUCCUCAACGCCACCGCUUCUGCGGCACCCUUCUCUAACGAGGAUAGCUACAGCGUUGUGCUUCCAGAAAAGCUGGACACUGGAAUUUGGAAUGUCCACAGAUCUGCGAAGUCGCCUACCAAGCUCUUUAGCAGAUUCCCGAAUCAUCCUGAAAUAGGGACUCUGCACGACAACUUUGUACAUGCUGUUGAAACAUAUCCUGAUAACAAGUAUCUUGGUACACGAGCUCGCCCUGAUGGAACCAUUGGAGAGUACACAUGGAUGACAUAUGCGGAAACAGCUUCUGCUAGACAAGCCAUAGGUUCAGGACUUAUAUAUAAUGGAAUUAAUCAUGGAGCUUGCGUUGGGCUCUAUUUUAUCAACAGACCAGAGUGGUUGGCUGUUGAUCAUGCUUGUGCAGCCUAUUCAUUCAUCUCUGUUCCUUUAUACGAUACACUUGGUCCAGACGCUGUUAAGUUUGUUGUGAAUCAUGCUACUCUUCAGGCCAUCUUUUGUGUACCACAAACCUUAAAUACCUUGCUAAGCUUCCUAUCCGAAAUCCCAACCAUUCGUCUUGUCGUGGUGGUGGGAGGGGCUGAUGAGAACUUGCCAUCACUUCCUCCAGGUUCUGGAGUCAAAAUUGUAUCAUACCAAAAGCUAUUGAGUCAGGGUCGCAGUAGCGUACAUCCAUUUUCCCCUCCAAAGCCUGAAGACAUUGCAACCAUAUGCUACACAAGUGGAACCACAGGAACACCAAAGGGUGCUAUGUUGAGUCAUGAAAACUUGAUAUCAAAUGUCGCCGGUUCCAGCUUGUCAAUAAAUUUCUUACCUGAUGACAUUUACAUAUCAUAUCUUCCGUUGGCGCACAUAUAUGAACGUUCAAACCAGAUAAUGGGGGUGUAUGGUGGUGUUUCCAUCGGUUUCUAUCAGGGAGAUAUCAUGAAACUGAUGGAUGAUUUGGCUGUGCUAAGGCCAACAGUAUUCUGCAGUGUCCCUCGCUUAUAUAAUCGAGUCUAUGAUGGGAUUACAAGUGCGGUAAAAUCAUCCGGGGUUACAAAAAGAAGGCUUUUCCAACUUGCCUAUAACUCAAAGAAGAAGGCAAUCUUAAAUGGAAGGAGUCCAUCUCCACUUUGGGACAAACUGGUGUUCAACAAAAUAAAGGAAAAGCUCGGUGGACGUGUUCGGUUCAUGGGGUCUGGUGCUUCUCCACUGUCACCCGAUGUCAUGGAUUUCUUGAGAGUAUGCUUUGGAUGUUCGGUCCGUGAAGGGUAUGGCAUGACCGAGACUUCGUGUGUCAUAAGCUCUAUGGAUGAAGGUGACAAUUUAUCUGGCCAUGUCGGAUCUCCUAAUCCAGCGUGUGAGGUAAAACUUGUGGACGUUCCUGAAAUGAAUUACACAUCGGAAGAUCAACCAUACCCACGUGGUGAAAUCUGUGUUAGAGGGCCAAUCAUCUUUAAAGGCUAUUACAAAGAUGAAGAACAAACGAAAGAAAUUAUGGACGUGGAUGGCUGGCUACACACGGGAGAUAUUGGCCUGUGGUUACCUGGUGGUCGUCUCAAGAUCAUCGACAGGAAGAAAAACAUAUUUAAGUUGGCACAAGGGGAAUAUAUAGCACCGGAGAAAAUCGAAAAUGUUUAUACGAAAUGUAGAUUUGUUUCCCAGUGUUUCAUACACGGUGAUAGCUUCAAUUCCUCUCUAGUGGCUAUAGUUGCAGUUGAUCCAGAUGUUAUGAAAGAUUGGGCUGCAUCAGAAGGCAUCAAGUAUGAGAAUCUAGCACAGCUUUGUAAAGAUCCAAAAGUGAGGAAGGCUGUUCUUGCCGAGAUGGACAUCGUUGGAAGAGAAGCUCAGUUGAGAGGAUUUGAGUUUGCAAAGGCUGUGACUUUGGUGCCAGAACCAUUCACCUUAGAGAAUGGACUUCUAACACCAACAUUUAAGGUAAAGAGACCACAAGCAAAAGCUUACUUUGCAGAGGCAAUAUCCAAAAUGUAUGCGGAAAUUGCAUCUUCGGACCCUGUGCCUUCUAAACUGUGAUGCUCGAUAUGCAUUAGACGCAAAAGUACCUGUUGUAGUCCAAGGGAUUGAUACAAGAUAAAACUACAAAAAAAUAUGUGAUUGGGAGGUAGAUUCAUAAGAAAUAAACCAGAUUUUUAUGCUGUAAUUUUCGUUUAUACUAUUAAAUAAAAAGAAGAAGAGAAUGGCUUUAUUUCGUUACGA
Molecule: messenger RNA, 2534 nt
Organism: Brassica rapa (field mustard)
Lineage: Eukaryota; Viridiplantae; Streptophyta; Magnoliopsida; Brassicales; Brassicaceae
Product: long chain acyl-CoA synthetase 7, peroxisomal
Biological process (GO): fatty acid metabolic process
Cellular component (GO): membrane; endoplasmic reticulum
Molecular function (GO): long-chain fatty acid-CoA ligase activity
Source: RefSeq, a predicted model, not a curated record